Brassica rapa (field mustard) is the source of this 803-nucleotide messenger RNA. RefSeq names its product dirigent protein 6. The record is from RefSeq and is a predicted model, not a curated record. Lineage: Eukaryota; Viridiplantae; Streptophyta; Magnoliopsida; Brassicales; Brassicaceae.
AGAUCACUCCAUUUUACUCAACUCACAAGUUUAUAACCAUGACAUCUAUAAUAGAGAAGCAAAACUUCAAAGUCCUCUUUUCAUUCUUCUUAUUGGUUUUAUUCUUCUCCCAUACUGUUUCCGUGUUCCCAAAAUACAUUGAUCAGAAGAAACCCUGCAAACAAUUUUCCUUCUACUACCACGACAUCAUCUACGAUGGCGCCGACAAUGCUGCAAAUGCCACCUCAGCUGCGAUCGUCAACCCUCCAGGAUUAGGAAACUUCAAAUUUGGAAAGUUAGUGAUCUUCGACGACCCCAUAACAAUGGACACGAACUACCUCUCAGAAUAUGUGGCUCGCGCACAAGGCUUCUAUUUCUACGACAAGAAGUUGGGCGUCAAUGCUUGGAUCUGCUUGACGUUAGUGUUUAACUCGACGGAACACAAAGGGACGUUGAACAUAAUGGGUGCAGACUUGAUGAGGGAGCCGACAAGAGAUAUACCAGUCGUUGGUGGGACUGGUGACUUCUUUAUGGCACGUGGGAUCGCUACCGUUGAGACAGAUGCGACUGAAGGGUUAAGGUAUUUCCGUUUAAAGAUGGAUAUUAAACUUUAUGAAUGUUACUAAAUAAUGUGUGUUCUGUUUGAAAACUGUGUGUGUGUGGCAGGAGAUAAUGUGUUUCUAAUAAGUGUUGUAAUUUAUCUAUUUAUGUGUUUUUGUCAAAUCGUUUUUCUCUUGUUUUGUCGUUUGUCUGUUGUAAUGUUUCCCCAAUCGUUCGAUGCCAUAAUAAAAAUGAAAAUAAAAUAUCAUCUUGAUUGAAGAAAA